AUGGGAAACUGGACUCUUCGCAUCCCAAGGCCAAGCAAGCAGCCGCCUCCUGUUGACUUCAUUGAGAACAGGCUUCCCAGUCAUCAUGCAAUGUUCUCCGGCCACCAAAACCAUUAUGAUCCUUCUACAGAGAACUAUGUGCCCAACAGGCCGCUAUUGACGUCCUCGGAGGGCCUUGAACCGCCCAAGGAAGGCUCUGGUAAAGACUCAGAACAGGACGAGUAUGAGUUACCACCACGUCCCGCAGUUUCCGAUACAAAAGCGAUGGCACGAUGGGCUGCAAUGUUUCCCUCUGCUAUGGCCACCAUGAUCGCAAAGUCGACUCCACCGCAUGACCGAGCCAAUGCCUCCUAUAAUAUUCGCGAUCGAACGAACUGGGAAAUGGUGUGUGAGGUCCUUGAAGCCGCAAGGGACAAAUAUCAGCAAGAAGGUGGUCCAGUACGAUGGUUUCGCAAAGUGCGACGAAAGGCUGCGGAUCAUAUUAUCCCUAUCGCGGAGGCUGCUCAGAUAGCCUCCAACGUGGUCCCGAACAACCCAUAUUCCACUCCUGUCCUGGCCUCUGUCGUCAUUGUAUUAGAUGCUAUGAAGACGGCAGCAAAAGUUCGCAACCAAGUGCUGGCAGGGUUUGACGGGCUGGUUCAUCUAUUCUCCGAUGUUGAGUUGUUCCUGGGAACAUUUCCAAAAGAUGAUAAUAUUAAAUCAGCUUCAUUAGACCUCACAGUGUCGGCGUUGGAGGCCGUCGAAAAGGCAAUCACUUUCUUCAUUAGCAACGAGUUCAUGCGAGGGGGGAAAGCUCUACUAAUGGGCGGCCAAUACGAGCAAGACCUUCGACAAAGUCUGAAUGAAAUAAAUAUCAAAAGUGGCGAUCUGAUGCGGGAGGCUGCGAAGUCGCACAUAUAUGAGUUUGCUAUUUAUUCAGAGCAAACGAAGGGAUUCUACAAAGAAAUCUUGGAGGCAUCUAAAAGUACUUUGGAUGGUAUAAACUCCAUAAAGGACAUGUUCUCAGAGCACACUCGCCUUGUGGAGGAGCAGAAUAAACGCAUGGAAAAGAAAGUUGAGCAGAUCCAUUGGGAGCUGCAGGAGAGGGAUUACCAAUUGCAUGUCGCUCAGGAGGAAAUCACUUACCUCAAGAUAAGAAAUGGCCAUCUACUGCCAAGCCGCGAGCCGAGUCCCAUGCCCCAGGCCCAAAUCCCUUUCCAGCAAUCAUGGAUGAACCAGGAGAUGUGGAGAGGAAUGCUCGAGACGGGAGAUGUCGAUCUGGCCGAUACUGCCCUAGUUACGGCUGUUCAAGGACGUCUCUCACAAAAGGAACGGGCCCAAGCGGAACGAGUCAUUCAUACAGCGCCCUUCAAAAAUUGGAUUAUCGUUCCCCAGUCAGCCAAGCUGUUAGUUCAAUGGGAUCCCCGACCAAGCAAAACAAUCCGGGGUGUCUCGCCACUUUCGGUCGUUGGUAAAACUAUCGCCCAGGCUCUGCAAGCAAACCCCCGAUUUUUAUUUCUGUCGUGGCAUGGAGGGAUACAGGUAGACCGCGCUGGAAAUGGCCACCCAGGGGACGAACAUGCAAUGAUAUGCAGUCUGAUCGAUCAGCUCUUGCGUCAACAUGAAUUUGAUAUGAGAUAUGUGCCGAUGUUGGAUCAUUCAUCCGCUUCCCAGGAUGACUGGCUUGAAAUGUUAGCAACGCUUCUCCGCCAGAUACCGGGGACACGGACGGUUUGUUGUCUCAUUGACGGGGUCUCUCUGUUGGAAAGGGACGAGUUUGCAGCCGAGGCUCUACCUGUACUUGGCAGGUUAAUUGCCCUUGUUGAUGAAGCUUUGGCGAUCCCUCUGAAGCUUCUUUUCACUAGUACUCCGGGGGUGACUGUUGUACGAGCGGCGUUCGAGGAUGAAGGGUCGAUAAUCAAUGUCGCGGCCCUUCCUCGGUCUGGACUGGUUGCUAGUCAGGGACGCGUUUUCCGGGAACUGGGGCAGACUAUAGAGGGUAAUGAAGGAAGAUCAGGCUGGAAUUGA
Messenger RNA from Penicillium malachiteum, 2007 nucleotides. RefSeq lists its product as uncharacterized. The transcript is spliced from 5 exons. The record is from RefSeq and is a predicted model, not a curated record. Lineage: Eukaryota; Fungi; Ascomycota; Eurotiomycetes; Eurotiales; Aspergillaceae. Bases 1 to 2007 code for a protein of 668 amino acids.